This is a messenger RNA of Paramecium sonneborni, 420 nucleotides long. The record is from the annotation of a GenBank genome assembly. NCBI's taxonomy places the organism in Eukaryota, Ciliophora, Oligohymenophorea, Peniculida, Parameciidae.
CUUUUUUGGAGAAUUAGAUUUGUUAAUCUAAAGUGAAAUGUCAGUCAUUGAUCCAACAACAAUAGUUGAAAAGAUUAAAAAAAUUCACCAGGAUUGUGACUUCAAAAUAAGCUCAAAAUUUGUUUCAAAGGUUAUGAAGAAUUAUAAAUAUAUCUUAAUAGUUUAUUAUAGAAAUAAGAGACAGAAUUUAAGUAAGUAAUUAUUUUAAAAUCUAGGUUAAACCGAUUUAAUAAGUAGGGUAUAUAAGGAAAGACGAUCUCUCUGAAAUUUUAGAUUAAGUUCAAGAUAUUUAUGAUGAAUGAAUAUCUAAACAAAAGGAAAUUACAUUCAGUAAACUCUGUAUCAACAGCUGCAUUAUCAUUUUAAACUCCAAUUGAUGUUUUUCAGAAAAGAAUUUAAAUUAAUUUAUAUGCCCUCCUC